UGGCAGUUAGGCUACUUAAAUUCUUGAUUUAUUUCGUGGUACACAUCAGUCUGACCAAGAUUAAUGCUCACAUAUUUCACAGAGAAAUACAUUGGUCAUUUAGUUGUGGUGGAGUCUUCUUCUGAAUUAGAAACCUUGUGCGCUUUCAGACGCGAGAUACGUGGCAUUUCACACCAAAAACUUCCGUGUAUUAUACGUAUUAGACUAGUGAAAGUUUCUACAAAUUGUUUGAAGGUAAAAUGCCAGAUUUUGCAGUAAGGGAGUGCAGUGUUUGGUACAUAAUGGGGGUUAUGCUACAGUAUUAUUAAAAGUAAUUACAUGUGUUAAUUCUCAUAAGUCUAUGCGCGUAUUAGCUAAGUGUUACUAAGUGGAGCUUAUUCCUACUAUAUCUACGUUGACUACAAUAUUUAUUUCCUUGAAUAAAGCAAGAAUGAUUAGGUACUCUUAAAACUUAGUAAGUAUGAGUGUGGGGAAUCUGACUCAUAAUUUCUGCUUAUUGCAGAAGUAUUUAAGCACAUUUGUUUGAGCAGUUUAGUAGAUAAUUGACACGUGACACAAAAUGAGCAUGGAGAACCCAGCUACACCGCAGGUGGCAAAUGCCUCACUGCAGCGGCGAGCCACGCGCAGUGCCCUGGCAGAAAUCCCGGCACGACUUGGGCUGCUGACCGUCGAUGAGAACGGCCGCACAGAGGGGGCCACAGCUGCAGCUACUGUGGUCGGAACACUGACACCCAACACAUGGGCCCUGAACGUCAACGUGCAGCUGCCAUCAUCCUACAUGAGCCCCGCCCCAUCACCAGACGAGCUGGUGAUCCAGCAGCGGGGACGGCGCCGGGGUCCCGUCAACUGGAGCCCCGACCUCGACGCGCACAAGCGGGAGGGCAUCCCGAUGGGUGCGCGCACACCCAGCCCUGUCAAGUCCAACAUUGUCCUGCGGUCGACACCCCGCAAGAGACUCAUGCUCUCAGACCCGAAGGAGCUUUUCACGACACCUGAAAAGAUGCGCAAGCUGUCACCAUCACUGAAGGGGUCACCUGGUGUGAAGAAGGGCCGUGUUGAGAAACCGACUGUGACGUACAACGGCCCUAUACAGCUGGGGCUGAAAGGACUGUCUCAAGAGCAGCUCAUCGGCAUGGUACAGUCACUCAUCGACAGACACCCGAACCUGGAAGAUGAAGUCAGGGAUAUUAUGCCAGGUCCUGAUCUGCGACCCCUUGAAGAGCAAUUGUCAUAUUUGAAGAAAAACAUAUUCAAAUCACUGCCGACUUCUCGCCUCACAUCAAAGACAGAUUCACCUGCUUACAGCAGGGCAGCUGUACAUCUUGCUGCCUUCAAGAAAUUUGUCUUGGAGCAAGGCCGGCAGCUGGUGGAGAGCUGCCACUGGGAGGCGGUUGUGGACUACGUAUGCCUGGCGUGGGCAUACGUGAGGGCGACGCCACUCUGGGACAACCCGCCGCACAACGCGACGCGCAAGCAGUGCUUCAAAUCUCUGGUUGCCCAAUGCAUGGCGGCCAUCAAGAGGGGACAGUGGACGCCCCAGCAGUGUGACGCAAUGGUGAACAGAUUAUCGGGAUUUACUGCUGACAGUGAAGACAUGGAAAUGUGUAUAAAACAGUUGGAUGCCAUGCACAGGAAAUGAAAACACGUAUCUUCUUCCUAAUGUAAGACUGAGUAAAGUUGAAGUGCAGUAGUUGUAUGAACAAAGCUGCGUUUGUCAGACUGUGUACAUAGUAUGGUCAUAAUUAUUAUGACUGACUGCCAAGUUUUGUGGUAUUUGUAGCAAGCCCUUGUACAGAUAUGUUUGUAAAAUUGGUGUGUAGUAAAUGCUGACUGAAUGAACCAUAGUACUGGUUUCGUUCUUUUGUGAUUAAUCUUUUUAGCAUAUGCAAUAUGCUUACGUCUCAUUUAAUGUCGGUAGUAGUUUACAGUUUAGUGUUGACCAAGGAUAAUAUUACUCGUGGUUCUUGUAUCUGCUUUUAUUUGAAACAAUGGAAAUACUUCCCAUUUUGUAUCGAAGUUGUUGGUGAAAUCUGUUGUAAAAAUGUCAAGGUUUAAAACUGCCAGUGACAGUAUGCCAGGAAUCACAGCACAUUAAAGCCACAUCAAGAAUACAGUUUGCUCUGACCCUUAAAUAAUAUAUUUGUUUUAAACUCCCUUUCUACGUAUGUGCAUAAUACAGGUUAGUCACUGGUUAAAGUGUCUUCGCAUGGCAAUUUUUAUAAUGUGGUAUUUUUCUGGAUUGUAGAAAAGUUGCAAUUGUAUUUAGUAUUGCUCUUAAGAUUUUUGCAUAUGUAUCGUGUAGCUAGACGUUUUAUAUGGAUUUUUGACUAAGCAUUUUCUCUUAAUCCUGACAUAGCAAUCGGAAAAUUUAGCAUUUUUUAUUGGUUUUGUGCCUAUUUUCGGCAUACGUUUAAUAGAAUCCUUUUUAAAUAUGGAUUGAAUUUCUUAGUGUUGUUGGCAGUUGGGAUAAUUGAUGUUUGUUUUGUAUUUAUUUUCAUUGCUGUUUACAGUUAAAUCAAAUGUAUCCAAAUUUCGUAUGUGUUCACUUAAAAUGGAAAUUGUAGUCGGAUAAGUGAUUGUAAAGAAUUAUUAUUUAUAUUAUUUG
Messenger RNA from Schistocerca cancellata (South American locust), 2605 nucleotides. RefSeq lists its product as uncharacterized. The transcript has 7 exons. Lineage: Eukaryota; Metazoa; Arthropoda; Insecta; Orthoptera; Acrididae. Gene Ontology annotation, biological process: proteasome localization; nuclear protein quality control by the ubiquitin-proteasome system. The coding region runs from base 560 to 1639 and encodes 359 amino acids. The record is from RefSeq and is a predicted model, not a curated record. Gene Ontology annotation, cellular component: nucleus.